GGGUGGUUUGAAACAAGGCCUAAAAGCCGUGUGCGUGUCUGACGUGGCGGUGUGGGCAUACAUCUUGGCGUCCGCGGCGCAACCGCACACCAACGCUGGCAAGGCGUCACCACGAGGGCGGCCGGGUCUGUUGACCGUCGACGUAGUACGUACAGUAUCUCCUCCCCAUUCCCCGCAUGAUCCAUGGCCAUUUUUAUAUCCGUCGAUGCGUCCGUCCGUCGGGGUGCCGCGCGUUCCCACGCACCCGCUCGUCUCUGUCAAAGGCUAAACCCGCUUCCUCUUGAUUCAGCCCACCGUGCCGGAAUUCUGUUUCGGCUUUCCUCAUUCCCUUCUGAACCCCUUCUUCUUGGACUGCUGCUUCGUCUGUCUCACUCCCAUGAACAGCAAGCUCCUCCUGUCCUGACUCCUGAGAACCCUGCGGAUUAGAACGAUGGGAUGCUUCGCGUUCAAGGGCGGCAAGAGCAAGCCGGCGGCGGAGCCCAAGCCGGACGGGCCGAAGCGGAGCAGGGCGUCGUCCUCGUCGGCGUCGACGCCGACGAGGAGCAUCCAGGAGCUCUCGGAGGAGCGGGGCGCGGCGCGGCUGCGCGUGUUCGGGCUGGAGGAGCUCGGCAGCGCCACCAACGGCUUCAGCCGCGCGCUCAAGGUCGGCGAGGGCGGCUUCGGCUCCGUCUACCGCGCCUUCUUCCGCUCCGCCGCCGGCGGCCGCGUCGUCCUCGCCGUCAAGCGCCUCAACCAGCGCAGCCUGCAGGUCAGAAACCUGGAAUAAUCCUUGCAGCGAGAUCGAUCGCCACAAAUCCUGAGUGCUCCAUGAGGAACCCGGAAUCUUGACGUUGCAAUAAACAUAUCCGCCCGGUACAAGCACGGCCACUCGUGUCGCCUUCAAUGAGAAUUCGCAGAGCUCAACCACCACGUGAACUUCGGUUCAGGCUCCACACUCAUCGAUCGGGACAGCAUCACGCUACCCGUAUUAAAUCAACAAUCUUUUAUGGUGAUUUCUGAUGGUGAUUUCAUUUUCAGGGGCACAAGCAGUGGCUCGCCGAGGUGCAGUUCCUGGGCGUGCUGGAGCACCCGAACCUGGUGAAGCUCGUCGGCUACUGCG
This is a messenger RNA of Hordeum vulgare subsp. vulgare (domesticated barley), 1099 nucleotides long. Its product is annotated as probable serine/threonine-protein kinase PBL19. Gene Ontology annotation, molecular function: ATP binding; protein kinase activity. Lineage: Eukaryota; Viridiplantae; Streptophyta; Magnoliopsida; Poales; Poaceae. The coding region runs from base 431 to 766 and encodes 111 amino acids. The transcript has a single exon. The record is from RefSeq and is a predicted model, not a curated record. Gene Ontology annotation, biological process: protein phosphorylation.